GCUCUCCGUGGGUUCUCCGCUGAGGUGGGAUUGAGAGCGGAGCGCAGCGCGCAUGCGCAGAGGAGAGAGGUAUGGUUGAAAACUCGCAGUCCAUCGCGCUGAGCAGAAGAGGAGCAGCACAACUAAAUGUGACUUAUCUGAGCAGCAUCAUCACAUCUGCGCCUCCGGGAGACAAAGAAGAGACGAACUCUGAAGGAGCAAACAACGCGAUCAGAGCCUCCCGGAGUGAUGUGAUAUCAUCAUUAUUAUUAUAUCUCUCGACGUGACGACUGUUUGUCUGCCUCUAAUGUUUCCAACCCACUGAGACCAGGGGGAUUUAUUCCUUCUUUUGUUCUUUGCUUUUUUUAGUGACUAUAAAUAAAAACAGCCAAAACGAAUAAAUACGGGUCAUUAUGGUUUUGUUAACACUGCAUACUAGAAGAGGGUUGAAUUGCUUGUGCGCGCAGUUCUUGCUGUGGAUUUUAUGUGCUGUGGACGGUGAGGAGCAGCAAUUCAGUGUGGAGACUUGGCUGCAGCGGUAUGGCUACCUCCCUCCCACAGACCCCAGAAUGUCCGUCCUGCGGUCAGAACAGACCAUGCAGUCUGCUAUCGCUGCCAUGCAGCGUCUCUACGGCCUUAACGUCACCGGUGAACUGGAUAAGAACACCAUUGAUGAUAUCACCAUAAGCUGGAUGAAGAAGCCACGAUGUGGGGUGCCAGACCAGUUCGGCGGUGCCUCGAAAUUUAGCGUCCGAAAAAGACGUUAUGCCCUCACAGGGCAGAAGUGGCAACAUAAACAUAUCACAUACAGUAUAAAAAACGUCACUCCUAAGGUGGGAGCGGAGGAGACCCACAAUGCCAUUCGCCGGGCGUUCGAUGUGUGGCAGAAUGUCACGCCGCUGCGUUUCGAGGCAGUGCCCUACAGCGACCUGGAGCGCAACAAGAAAGAUGUGGAUAUUACUAUCAUUUUUGCCUCAGGUUUCCAUGGCGAUAGCUCCCCCUUCGAUGGAGAAGGGGGUUUUCUUGCGCAUGCCUACUUCCCCGGUCCGGGGAUCGGAGGAGACACACACUUCGAUUCGGAUGAGCCUUGGACUCUGGGGAACCCUAACCAUGAUGGGAACGAUCUCUUCCUGGUGGCAGUACAUGAGCUGGGUCACGCGCUAGGCCUGGAGCACUCCAAUGACCCAACUGCCAUCAUGGCCCCCUUCUACCAGUACAUGGACACAGAGAACUUCAGACUGCCACAUGACGAUCUGCAGGGCAUCCAGAAGAUCUACGGACCUCCAGAUAAACUUCCCCAGCCCACGAGACCCCUACCAACAAUCCCACCAGCCCGCUCGCACCCUCCCGCAGAUCCACGCAAAAACGACAGGCAGACGCGACCCCCACGAAUACCGACCGGCGACAAACCAAUGCACCCCAACGCCAAGCCAGACAUCUGUGACGGCGACUUCAACACGCUAGCCAUCCUCAGGAGAGAGAUGUUUGUCUUCAAGGACCACUGGUUUUGGAGGGUCAGAGAUAAUACUGUGAUGCCCGGUUACCCCAUGCUCAUUAACGUCUUCUGGAGAGGUCUGCCACCCAAGAUCGACGCCGUCUAUGAAAACAGCAAGGGCAAAUUUGUGUUCUUCAAAGGCAAGCAGUUCUGGGUGUUCAAGGACACAAUGCUACAGCCUGGUUACCCGCAGGACAUCUCAAUGUUUGGAAACGGCAUGCCAGCACAGAGUAUAGAGACAGCCGUCUGGUGGGAGGACGUGGCCAAGACCUACUUCUUCAAAGGAGAUAGGUAUUGGAGAUAUAACGAAGACUUGAAAAUGAUAGAUCCUGGUUAUCCCAAGUCCAUCACUGUAUGGAAGGGUGUUCCAGAUUCUCCGCAAGGAGCGUUUGUGGACAAAGCUAACGGUUUCACUUACUUCUACAAGGACAAAGAGUACUGGAAGUUCAACAACCACAGGCUGCGGGUGGAGCCCGGCUACCCUCGCUCCAUCCUCAAAGACUUCAUGGGAUGCGACCUCACGCCCAUCGACCCCGACAUGCAGCCUACGGAGGACGAGGACGUGGUGAUUAAACUGGACAAUGAAGCCAGCACGGUCAAAGCCAUUGCCAUCGUCAUUCCCUGCGUCCUGGCGCUCUGCCUGCUGGUGUUGAUCUACACCGUCUUUCAGUUCAAGAGGAAGGGGACGCCCCGACACAUACUGUACUGCAAACGCUCCAUGCAGGAGUGGGUGUGAGUCACACGGCCACAAGACACGGUGGCGUAAACAUCCUAAACUUGCGAAUUUUGGCUCUCGACCUGCAUCUCGCUCAAGGAGAACAGAGGGGGCCUUUGCUUUGAUUCCCCCCUCCAGGAGACGAGGGGCGCAUUUCCUUCCAAAACUCCCUUCUCUUGUCCCAUUGGCCCCAGUGCACCCGCUGUAGGACUUGCGGGAUUGCAAGGAUCCCAUGGUGCAUUGCACCGUCCAGUGCCACCAUUUGUCAUGGAAAUGGCUGAUUGCUAUACCUUUAGGUUUUACAAGUGCACGCCGAAAACAUGAAAAAAUUAACGAAAAUACCGCAGGAGUCGCGUUUUCUUUUACUUUGCGAAUUUUAGCUUGACUCCGAUCUAUUUAUUUUUCAACUGAAAUAUUUACGAUUCCCUUUAAAGCAUCCCAAACCAAAUAAAGACUCCAAAGAGGAUCUUUUUCUUCUUUUUACGAUUUUAUUAUUAUUAUUAUUAUUAUUCCCUCCCUGCUCUAAAUAUUUUGCAGUGAUAUGUAGUGGGGGAAGUUUUGACUGUUGUGGCAGUCUGUCUCAAAAACAGGGGCCAAAAUAUUCUGCAAUAUUUUUAAUAGCCUUAAUUAUGGAUUGCGUUGUUGCUUUAGUUUUUUGCUUAUUCGUUUGUUUUUGAGCACCGCUUCGUUUGUCCUGUCAGAUCGGCAGUGCAGUAUUGCUUUGCUCCCUUUGAGAUCAGUUUGAGACCUCAUUUUUGCCAGGGGCCACACUGGAAUGGGGCAGGACUCCUUAAACCUCUGCCUAACAUAUCAGUCAAAACAGAGGGAAGACCAAGCCACUGCAACGACGAAUACUUUAUCGCGUUUUUUCCGUCUGACGGUAGAUUUGCAACGCAAAGGAAGUGCUUGAACCGUUUAUCGUGCUUAACGCUCACGUUUGGUCGUGUUUACACAGACAGAGAUCUGAGAAUUUGUUUCUUCCCUUUUUCCGAAAGGUUGCUGAGACAGAGCAUGUCAUCUCCUUCGGACUGCCUUGUUUUUAGGUCUGGAUGGGAUUCGAGAACCUUGUUGUUUGAACCAGAACCACCAGAGCAACUCAGGACAGCGCUUGAUUCAAAGUGUAUGCAAGCCUUCACAUCCAGUCCUGUGUCUUUACUAUCAACCGAGAAGAAAAUCAAGGAUAUAUCAUGUAACGUUUCAUCUUUGCUUCUGAUCGAAAGUUUCUGCGAAUGGAUCGGACGUUUUCUUUGUUUUUGUUUUUUUUGUUUUUUACAGAGUCAGAACUUUCGGUUCAGUUCUUGUCUUGCAGUCUGACUCUGCAUUAGCAUUUUUUUACGAUACUUUUUCUUUCUAUAUUUUUUUGGUACAUUUGAAAUCAAAUGGUCUCAACCUCAACUUUAAAGUGGUACUUAAAGUGCUAAGCUGUCAUCCGGCACGUUUCUUUAGAUGCGAGAAAAGAACAUACAUGAUAUAAAAAAAAACAUAAGCGUGUUUCUGGCAAGCGAUGUUUGAAUGUGUGUCUGUAUUGAAGUUAGAUUUUUUUCUUUUUUCCAUUUUCAUUGUUUUAAGAAAAAAAAAUGAAAAAAAAUGGGAUAUUCUUCAAAUUCAUGUACUUCAUGACUUCGUUUGGGACAAAUUGUCCUGACAGACUUAAUAAAUUAAUCAGUAUAUGAUUAAAAUGCCUUUUAGCGCUUUGUUCACAUUUAUGAUACACAUACUGCAUUCAGUCUGGAAAAACAUAUAAACAUCUACUCUUUCAACUAACACAAAUACUAUGGUAAUAGCAUAGUAUUUUAUUUUGGUACUCAUUUAGUACCACACAAUAUCAAGACACUCAAAAUACUCAAAACACUAUGGUAUUACCAUGGUACUGCCACAGUACUUUUCUGCCUUUCUUUCACUUCCAAAAUGUACCAUGCUACAGUACAGGACAUUUUAUCAUAGUAAGGUAUUUGAAAAUGGUACCAUGGUACUAUGGUAUUUUGGACAUUGUACCAUGAUACUAUUAUGUUAUUUACUAUGGUAUUUUGAAUAUUUUAACAUGAUACUAUCAUGUUAUUUACUAUGGUAUUUUGGACAUUUUACCAUGGUACAAAUACCAUGGUGUUCUGAACAUGAAACUGGGGUAUUAUGGUAUUUUGGACAUUUUGCUGUGACAUUUGAACAUAAUACCAUGAUACUACUAUGGUAUUUUGAACAUGGAACCAUGGAACUAUAAAAUCUACUAUGGUAUUUUUCACAUUUUACCAUGGCAUUUGAUCAUAGUACCAUGAUACUACUAUGGCAUUUACUAUAGUAUUCUGGACAUUUUACCAUUGCAAUGGUAAAUUGAAAAUGUACCAUAGCACUUCCUACGUAUUUUACACAUUUUACCAUGGUAUUGCCAUGAUUUUUUAUACAUGGUAUCAUUAUACCAUACUACUACUAUGGUAUUUUUAACACCUAUCAUGGUAUUACCAUAGUGUUUUUGACUUUUUAUCAUGGUAUUCUGAUAAUGUAGCACUGUAUUAAGGACAUGUACCCCAUUCUUGGAAAUACCAUGUAACUACAAUGACACAUGAGUUCAAAUUCCAUGAUAUACCUCAAAAGUACCAUAGUAUUUCCAUCUGAUGUACCACAUAGAGUACAUUUUGUAAGUGUUCUAUCCUCUCUCUUUCUCAAUGUGUAUAUGCGUGUAUGUGUGCAUUCUCAUCAGUGCAUCUGAACGUUUCCCAGAAUCCCAGCCGAUCAAACAUAAGUCAGUUUGAACAGUUGAGAGGAAACGGCAACCAUUAAAUAAUCCAGAAAACCAAGUAUCAUAAAGGUGGUGUGUAUCCUGUGGUUAUAUUUAGCUAGUAUGAUAAGAAUCAGAGCAUAAAAUAUGAGACAGAGGUGGGCAGAGGCAUUUAGAACUCGCCAAGUGCAAAAGUAAACAGAGACAGCCGCGGCCCCGUGUGCAUUCUGAUUGGCCUUCGGUGCGCUGGCAUGGCGGAUGAGGUCAGGUCAGCCAUCCAACUGCCAUCUAUGUUCCAAUUCAAAUCUAGCUCAGCAAAAUGACUGCGGCCAUCGUUACUGCAAGCAUAACAGCUGAGAUGAGAGAUUAAAGCUGUAAAUGACCCGAAUUACUGUCUGUGACUGUUUCUUAAACAUGAAUCACUCUAAACCAACCAGCAAUGUUGAUAAUAGGGAUGUGUGAAACUACAUAUUUUCAAAUUCAAGUACGAGGUGGGUCGACUGAAUGACUAGUCAACUAGUUAAGAUUAAAUAUAAGGCCAAAAAUAUCCGAUUGCAUGUACACUAUUAUUCAGAAGUCUUGGGUUGGUAAGACUUCUUUGUGAUGGUUAUGAAAGAAGACCAAGGCAUACAAAUACAGUGAAAACUCUAAUAUUUUGAAAUAUUACUACAUUUUAAAAUAAUUGUUUUCUAUUUAAGCAUAGUAAAACAUUUGUGACAUUAAGUCUUUAUAGUCACUUUUGAUCAAAUUGAUAUGGAAGCCAGGAUCUGCAACAGAAUAAAAAAAAAUAUAUAUAAAAGUAAUUUCUCUGAAAAGUUUGAAUUGUGAGAUAAAAUGUCACAAUGACAUUAAAAAAAUAAUAAUCUGUGGUGAAAUAAAAGAAAGAAAAGUUUGCAUGAAAAAAAAGUUUUAAUGUAAAUGUAGCAUUCUGAGAAAAAAAAACUGAAUUGAGAUUUUAUUGAGUGAACUGAGUGAGAUUUAAACUCAAAAUUGAGAGAGAAAAAAAUGAAUUAUAAGUUUAUAUUUCACAAUUUAGUCUUUUUUUCUCAAAAUUGCAAGAAACAAAGUCCAAGAUAUGGGAUAUAAUCUAAGUUAUAAAAACAGUUGAAUUUUUUUUAUUAUUAUAUAAAAAUAAAUAAAACGGACAAACCCCACACUUUUGAAUGGUCGUGUACUUACAUUUUUAUUUAAGUAGUAAAAUAAUAUAGUCAUCUGACUACAAUUUUCGUAAAAGGGGUGAACUUGUUUUUCGAUGGAAUCAGUGGUGGAAUAAAUGCAAUUUAAGACAAUUCCUCAUAAAGAGCAUUUUAUGCUGAAAAUCUGACAUUAAAAAGAUCAAGCAAAAGCUCAGUGUUUUAAAACAUACACUGUAAAGCUGCGUCUCUAAAUUCAUCCAGUUUAAACUGCAAAAAAAAUACUUAAGAAUAAAAAAGAAAAAAACAUCUGCUAUUUACAUUUUUUUUUUUUUUUUUUGGUUGUCUAUCUGACUAGCUGAUCAUAAACGGACGAGCGUGUGCUUAUUCAUCAAGAAGCGAAUCUGUUGUUGUGUGUGAACAGUGAGUCUCUCUCUGAGCGUUUUCUGUCUAGCCGACAGGACUUGUGGUGCUAACUGGACCUACACUGGUGAGCGUCAUCCUGUAGAUUUUUGGUGCUGUUAUUAGUUUAGACAUUAUGGAUUUACACUUGAUUUGAUGAUGGUUUGUGCAGGAGUAAUGUAUUCACGCUUAUGUUGCACUAGUCGUGAUGGUGCAUGGAUUGGUGUUAAAGGCUCAUGUAUAUUUUCUAUGUGUUCUGUGAAGGCCUUAAGCUUCAGCUAAGUCAGGUGUCAAAGGUUGUGCCGCCCAUUGGCUACAUGUUGGUGCUAGACCCUGAUUCGUGUUUACAGUUUCUGUAACUUUAGCAAAGAUGUGGUUUUCUGUUUGCUUUUGCGACAUGGUAUCAUUUAUUCUCCAGACUAACUUCUCAGUUCCUCCAAAUCAUUAGCAUCUGUGCUAAUCUCAGUCAUCUUCAUUGUCAUGUGCAUCGUCUUUCCAUCCUGAUUAUGUUAAACGAUUCCAAAUGAAGGAAACAAACGAAGUCUGAAAAACGUGUUUAUGCUUUUUCAUUCUGUCUGUAGCCCUGUAUUUGUGAUGUAUCUGUUGACGAUCCAUUUCAUUGAUCAAUAAACUCAUUUGAACAUA
This is a messenger RNA of Carassius auratus (goldfish), 7082 nucleotides long. Its product is annotated as matrix metalloproteinase-16-like. Gene Ontology annotation, molecular function: metalloendopeptidase activity; zinc ion binding. Lineage: Eukaryota; Metazoa; Chordata; Actinopteri; Cypriniformes; Cyprinidae. Gene Ontology annotation, biological process: collagen catabolic process; proteolysis; skeletal system development. Bases 393 to 2210 code for a protein of 605 amino acids. The record is from RefSeq and is a predicted model, not a curated record. The transcript is spliced from 11 exons. Gene Ontology annotation, cellular component: extracellular matrix; plasma membrane.